ACCGUGCGCCGUGCUGAUGCUCUCGGGUAUGUUUACCUCUGACGUCUACUUCCGCGUGACUUCACGUCCAGGUUGGAAUUGAGGAAGGCGCCAGAUUUGAAGACCUGUCUGCGAAAAAAAAAUACUUUAGCAAAUGGAUAACCUAAGACAAAAAGGUGUGUUUGAUCACCUGAUGAUGUUAGAGAGGGCAGAAGCAGCAGGACUGCAGAGGCACCAGAAGGAGCGUGUGGAGGAACUGCGUACCACAGCAGCAACACUUCGCGCAAAAAGAGACCGAAUCCGGGCGGAAACAUCCUCCAUAAAGAAUCUGAAAGAUAAACUGGACCAGGGGCUGCCAUUGGAUGAUGAGGAAACUGAAGACUUUGUCAAAAUUGAACAAUAUCUGCUGACAUCCCAGCGCAUGCAGCUUAAGGACCUUCAAACUGCCCAUAGACUCAUUGCUGGAUACGACUUGGUAGAGAGCAAACAAGGCAAAAGUGUGUGUGUGUCAUUUCACACUGCCUUCGAGGGCGUUUGCUUGGAAACAUACAACAUGGAGGUGGACCUUACCCGCAUGGUGCAGAUCAGUCGUCAUAACAUCCCUCCAUGUAUCCCACUGGAGAAACUCGCCAAGGAGAAUCUGCAGACUGAUUUUAAAGGCUUCCUCCAAACACUAAACCUACACCUCAAUGCUUUAGCUGGCCGCAAACAGCAGAUUUCUCUCAUCGAGGAACUCCUUGGGACAGUAGAAAUUAUUGAGAAAAAUCAAUUGUGCAACUUUCUUGCCCUCAUGUGCAAAGCCCCAGCGGAGAGUGAUGAGGCUGUUCUGUGCACACUGGAGUAUGGUGACCUCACCCGAUGUCUCCCUACUCACGUUGUCAUUGAUAGUGAAAAUAAAUCACUUAUAGAAUCUCCUCAGUGGAAGGAAAACCAAGUGUUGCUCAUGGAGACUCCAGUUCACAGUGCUCUUCUGACCAUGAGAAAAUUGGGAAGCAUUUCAUGAACAAAGCAGUAACAGUUUCUAAAAACAUACACAUUUACACAGUGCUUUGAUUCACUUUGACAUCAGUCUUUAAAUACAGGGCGUGCCAAAUAAAGCUUGCCUAACUUGUAGCGUCAUGUUACAGCUGAAGUCUGGGGAUAAGAGGAAUGUGCAGUAGACUAGCGAAAGAAAGGUGUGUAUCCACAUUCUGAAAGAACUUCUAGAACUAUCAUUUGGAUUUCUAACAUGUUUUGAAUAAAAGGUAUUCACAUAACCACAUUAAACUAAAGAUAAUCUACAAUCAAAGGGCAGCAAAAAAAACGAAAACAAAAAAAAAAAAACACAUUCAAUUCCUACAUAUACUAUAUUAGUCUUUAUGUAUGUGAGAUUAAAUUGUUUCUAAUGUCCUGAAGAAAAUCUGCAUUUUCUGUUGCAGUUUUUCUCUGUACAUUUGUUUCAGACUUUCCUUUUUUUGCCUCCUCUGUUCUUCUUGGAUUGCCAGCUCUUUUUGUGAAAUGCUGUCGAUUAAGGCCAAAUCUUUUAGAUACAUGAUGGAUAACUGUUUAGAUUCAGAAGUGUUACUUGUAAAGGCCGCAGAAGUCUGUGGCAGGGCAGACGAGGCUGAUUUCGAGAGCCUUGUUCCUAGCUGCUGUUCACUUUGAUUUGAAAGUGCUUCACUUGAAAACAUCCUUCUGCCAGCUGGGGCUGAUUUUGGAUACCAAACAUAGUGAAGAUCGCUUUUUGUUGUUCUUGUCUCUGAUAUGGCACUCAUUGUGUUGUUAAGAGUUGCGUAAGGUUCACAGACUCUUAAAUGCAGUAACUUUUUGUGUUCCAUCAGUAGAAAUUCUCUGUCUUGAUAAAGCAAUUUGAGAUCUAAUUUGUAUUUUCUGUGAAUUUGUUCCAGUUUCCGCUGAAGAUCAGUGUCUUCUUUGUGAUUCUUUAGCCUUGUGUCGAUAUACAGCAAAUGCUUAGAUUUUCUAAAGUUUGCCUUUGCAGUCAUACCUGUUGAUAUGUUAUCCUGAAGCACAAUAGAGAAAAGAGUCUUGAAAUGAUUGCAUGUUGUACUUUAUAGCUUACAGAGUUUGGACUGCCUAGGUCUCUUUUGUAAAUAAAUAAAAAUUUUAAAUAAUCAAUGUAAUUAACGUACCUUAAUUUUUUUUUUAAAUAAAAGUUGUCCAGAUAA
Pangasianodon hypophthalmus (striped catfish) is the source of this 2144-nucleotide messenger RNA. It is a transcript of the gene cenpo, whose product is annotated as centromere protein O. The coding region runs from base 134 to 982 and encodes 282 amino acids. Gene Ontology annotation, cellular component: kinetochore; Mis6-Sim4 complex. The record is from RefSeq and is a predicted model, not a curated record. The transcript is spliced from 6 exons. NCBI's taxonomy places the organism in Eukaryota, Metazoa, Chordata, Actinopteri, Siluriformes, Pangasiidae.